UUAACCUUCUCCGUCUCUUCUCCCUCUCUCUUCAUGGUCAGUCAGAUAUGGGUUUUGGAUGCUUGUUUAGAGAGAGAAACAAAGCAAAAGGAAAAGUUUAAAAAAAAAAAAAAAAUCUUCUUUGGUUCUUUUGAGAAAUUCUUAUAAAUAAGAGAAAAGGGUCUGGAAGAUGAAAGUAAUUCUCUGAAGAUCUAGACCAUUCUCUUCCCCAACUUGGACACUUCGACCUCCUCCAUUCUUUAUAAGACUUUCUCUCUCUCUUCUUCUCUCUCCUCUCACCAGACCAGAAAAGGAAAAAGAAGAAAACAAAACAAAACCACAGAAAUGGAAGUAGAAGAACAGCAGGCGAGCAGAUGGGAAGGAUAUGUAGAUUGGAGGAACAGACCUGCACUCAGAGGCUGCCAUGGCGGCAUGCUGGCUGCUUCUUUUGUACUAGGCGUGGAGAUUUUGGAGAACUUGGCGUAUUUGGCAAAUGCAAGCAAUCUGGUGUUAUAUCUAUCCGAUUACAUGCACUUAUCUCCAUCAAAAUCUGCUAAUAACGUCACCAAUUUCAUGGGCACUGCCUUCCUGCUUGCUCUCCUUGGUGGUUUUCUUUCGGAUGCUUUCUUUACUACUUAUCACAUCUAUCUGAUAAGCGCUCUCAUUCAACUUCUGGGUUUGAUUCUGCUGACAAUACAAGCUCACUUGCCUGGUUUAAAGCCACCGACAUGCGGCCCAUCAAUGCCUCCAUGCCAAGAAGUUGAUGGGUCAAAAGCUGCAAUACUGUUUCUCGGCCUGUACCUGGUGGCGUUGGGCGUUGGAGGCAUCAAAGGCUCGUUGCCGCCGCACGGCGCUGAGCAAUUCGACGAUACGUCUCCGCAAGGAAGAAAACAAAGGUCGACUUUCUUUAACUACUUCGUCUUUUGUCUCUCCUGCGGCGGCCUCAUCGCCGUCACCUUCGUUGUGUGGCUUGAAGAUAAUAAAGGUUGGGAAUGGGGUUUUGGGGUUGCCACGAUUUCUAUCUUCUUGUCAAUCCCGAUUUUCCUUGCUGGUUCGCCAUUUUACAGAAACAAGAUUCCUUGCGGAAGUCCACUUACCACUAUCUUCAAGGUUAUGAUUGCAGCUGCCACAAGCACUUGCGUUAGUACAAGUUCAAGCAACGCCAUUGUUAACCUGGCCACAAGCCCUUCUUCGCCAACCCAACUCAACAAAGAAGCAGAGCAGGAAACCACCAAAGAAAAGGAUCAAGCCGCCAAUUUUACCCCGACGAGAAGCCUGAAAUUCCUCAACAGAGCAGCGAUUAACAAGCCAGUUCACGGAGCACUAGAAUGCACUGUCGAUGAAGUAGAAGAAGUCAAGAUCGUGUUGGAAAUCCUCCCAAUUUUUGCUUGCACCAUUAUGCUCAACUGCUGCCUAGCUCAGCUCUCUACUUUUUCAGUCCAUCAAGCUGCUACAAUGAACACGAAGCUCGGUUCGCUGAAAGUUCCCCCGGCUUCUUUACCUAUUUUCCCUGUAGUCUUCAUCAUGAUCCUGGCCCCUGUUUACGACCAUUUCAUCAUUCCCUUCUUCAGGAGAGUAACCAAAUCCGAAAUGGGGAUCACCCAUUUGCAGCGAAUCGGAAUCGGCUUAGUCCUUUCCAUCCUCGCAAUGGGGGUGGCAGCUCUCGUCGAGAUCAAGCGAAAAAGAGUAGCAACCGAGUCGGAGCUCCUAGACUCGCAACAGCCAUUACCCAUCAGCUUCUUCUGGAUUGCCUUCCAGUACUUGUUCCUGGGCUCUGCUGAUCUCUUCACAUUGGCUGGAUUGCUUGAAUUUUUCUUCACAGAAGCACCCACGAGCAUGAGGUCUUUGGCUACCUCGCUUUCCUGGGCCUCCCUGGCAAUGGGAUACUACCUAAGCUCAGUGAUUGUAUCACUAGUUAACAAUGUUACCGACGGCUCCGGUCAUAAACCUUGGCUCGCCGGCGGCAACAUAAACCAUUAUCACCUCGAGAGAUUCUACUGGCUGAUGUGCGCGCUUAGCGGGUUGAAUUUCCUGCACUAUCUUUUCUGGGCGGUGCGAUACAAGUACAGAUCAACAAGAACAAGCUGAAACUGCGUAUGCGAUCAGCAAAAGUAGUCAAUGUGCAUAUAAAACACGCACGCUAUCGCGAGCGCCGAGUCUGACGCCUAGAAAAACAUGAAGGCUGGCACAGGGAAUGCUCUGCUCGUAACAAGGCGGUUUUACCCAUCAAUGCCGUAGAUAGAGAAGGAGAUUGAUCAUUACUUAAAAUUUUCAAAUCAACGGCUAAAUUUCGUAUUAUUUUGUAGUAAAUGAAGAUUAGUUCAAUGCUCAUGUUUAUUAAAGAGCAAAUCAA
Carica papaya (papaya) is the source of this 2332-nucleotide messenger RNA. Its product is annotated as Major facilitator superfamily protein. Gene Ontology annotation, biological process: transmembrane transport. Gene Ontology annotation, cellular component: membrane. Gene Ontology annotation, molecular function: transmembrane transporter activity. The record is from RefSeq and is a predicted model, not a curated record. Lineage: Eukaryota; Viridiplantae; Streptophyta; Magnoliopsida; Brassicales; Caricaceae.